CUUCUCCUCAUACACUCACUGUAUCGUUUGAAUGAUGCAAUAAACAUGUGUUUUACAGUGAAAUUCCAUUCAUUGUAUACUUGUAUUACAAUAACAUGUACUUGUUGGCUUCCAAAGUCAGAUACAGUAGUCAGGAGACUCAUAUUAAACGUUUGUUAUUCAUUAAUUUCAGAAAUAAUCUAUUACGACUGUGUUGAUAAGCUAUGGACUACACUACAGAACGCAAAAGAAAACGUAUUUAAAUGUUGCCAGGAAAAUCUCAAGGUGGUUCCAGAUAUACAUUUCUCAAUUCACAAUCGUUUAACAUAAUGGAUGGGUCAGGCUCAUUUACGGGACAAAGUGUACAUACAGAGAGCACUUUGCUGUUAAAGUCAAAUGGUAUUAAAGAGAAAACUUCACAGAAUUACAGAAGCUUGCCGUCCAACUGUAGAAAACUGGCCGUUUUGAUAUCUUGUGUAAUGCAGUUAGUUGUAUGCAGUGGUAUUGGGUAUGGUCUGAGUGUAAUGUAUGCUGAACUUGUCAUUGUCUUUAAUGCAAAGAGGGCUGAUGCUGCAUGGAUACAAAGUCUUUAUGCUGGACUAUCUUGUGCCACUGGUAUAUUUUUUGCAGGAUUCAUAAAAAGAUUUGGUCCAGGUAGAUGUAUCGUUUUCGGAGGUGUCAUGAGUGGGAUAGGGUUGUUUGCAAGCGCAUUUGCAAGUGGUCUUAUUCCUAUAAUCUUAUGGACAGGCGUUUUUGCUGGAGUGACAACAGGAAUAUGCUACUUGGGCGCUUUUAUCGCAACUGGUUUAAUGUUUCCAGAAAAUGCAAGUUUCUAUCUGAUAAGCCUUACCAUUGGCAACAGUCUCGGUCAAUUUAUAGUGCCGCUACUUUUUGAGACAUUUAUAUCGCAAUAUUCGUGGGCAGGGGCGUUUAUUCUUAUUGCUGGAGUAUCCCUACAAUGUGUUCCAUGCGGUAUUAUUAUUCACUACUCUAAACGCUUCUUUCCAAAAGUGAACGUAAGCACUUCUCCAACUUCGAACGCUUUCUGUGACAAAUCAUUACUCAGUGACUUGGUGAUAUGGCUGGUGCUUCUGAAUUUCAUUUUAAAUUCAACGACAGGAAAUGUCGAAGCGUGGUUUAUUGUUGAUCAUAUGAUAUCACGUGGAUUUCCACGAGAAUCUGGUUCCAUUACGGUAUCUGUACUAGGAAUAGGUAACUGCCUCGGUCGGGUAGUUGGAGCUAUACUGAGGUUUCAUUGCGUGAAUUUUCCGACAAUUAACCAUUGGAUAUAUCUGUGCCUUAUCAAUGCUGGUUUACACGCAAUUAUAAUUAAUCUUUACGACUACUGGUCAAUACUCGUAUCUUGUUUUGUAUUUGGAAUCUCCUUCGGUACAACUGUUGCACAGACUCCAGCUAUAAUGUAUGAAGGCACUGGACUAGACAGAUACCCUCAAGGAAUGGCCUUAGUCAAUAUCAUGUGCGGGUUAGGCAAUAUGUUUGGUCCAUUAUUAGGAGGAUUAAUAAAGGAUGUACUUGGAUCUUACGAUGUCUCAUUCUAUUUGUCGUCUGGUGUUGGUGUAUAUAUCAGCUUAAACACAUUAAUUGUUGCAUUCUUAAUGAGACGACGACGGCGGGCUGACUCGGCGAACUCGGUCAAAUAUUCACUUGUUGAAUCAAAGUAACUUGCAACCAUCUAUUCUAUCAAACUGAGGCACUUUUAUUCUUACAUUUUAAAAAUAACACAACUGCUGUCGUCAGGAAGCCGUUAAGUGUGCCCAUACUUGUAUUCUUAUAUUUCAUCGAUACUAGUAUGGUACAAUAUGCAGCACAUUCAAAAUUCGCUUGCAUGAAAUAAGACUGUGCCUGUUGUGGCUGUCUUGACUUGUUGAAAACUGAAAGAAGCAAAAUGUGUAUAAAGCAAAUGUGUUUUAAAAGAACUAAUAUAGCAUUCUAUACUAUAUUUCAAACGGCACACAAUUCCAUUUAUUAUAUGACUCCUUAUAUUAAUCGCUGGUCAAUAUUUUGUGACAUUUACCAGUCUACAGUUCAACAAAUUUUACUUGACUAGUCAACUAUUGAAGAAAAAAUAUAAAAAAAAAAUAUGUAUUUCUGAUGUCAUGCAAUAAAACACAUAAGAUGACUAAUCGGUCAACAGCCGAAGCUAAAGCUAUCGACUCGCGGUACGAAUAAAUCACUGGUAGGAAGGAAAGAGGCCGUCUAAAAUCUAUUUAACAGUGUAGAGACAAAUGAGCUUGUUUAAAAAUGCUCUUUUUUACAAAUUCACAAUUAAACUUUGUACAUGAAUAUUUAAAUAUGACAUAUCGCCACCUGUCGAAAGUUAUAGAUUAUGCGGUUGCAUGUACAAAUGUUUAAUAAAAUGCAUAACCACA
Messenger RNA from Mercenaria mercenaria, 2369 nucleotides. RefSeq names its product monocarboxylate transporter 3-like. Gene Ontology annotation, biological process: transmembrane transport. The record is from RefSeq and is a predicted model, not a curated record. The transcript has 7 exons. Bases 243 to 1661 code for a protein of 472 amino acids. Gene Ontology annotation, molecular function: monocarboxylic acid transmembrane transporter activity. NCBI's taxonomy places the organism in Eukaryota, Metazoa, Mollusca, Bivalvia, Venerida, Veneridae.